Molecule: messenger RNA, 2226 nt
Organism: Sabethes cyaneus
Lineage: Eukaryota; Metazoa; Arthropoda; Insecta; Diptera; Culicidae
Gene: VhaSFD
Product: V-type proton ATPase subunit H
Exons: 7
Coding region: 156-1808 (550 amino acids)
Biological process (GO): proton transmembrane transport
Cellular component (GO): lysosomal membrane; vacuolar proton-transporting V-type ATPase, V1 domain
Molecular function (GO): protein binding; proton-transporting ATPase activity, rotational mechanism
Source: RefSeq, a predicted model, not a curated record
UCGAAUACGCAGGACGGAAUUUUCUUUGCUGGUUGGUUGGCUGCUGGAUUUCGGUCGCAAAAUAAGUCGGAUUAUUAUUGCAACGAAGCAAUUUUCUCAGCUGAAUUCUCGAUCGUUUUCCGCAAGUACACGCACUCCAAUUACCGAAGAACACAAUGUCCGAAGUGCAGGAUUUGAUGUCGUCGCUGCCGGACGACAAAAUUGAUAUGAUUGCGGCCACCAGCGUGCUGCAGCAGCAGGCAGGUGACAUUCGCCAGAACAAGCCUAACUGGUCGUCCUACAUGCAGUCGCUGAUGAUCUCACAGGAGGACUUUGCCUGUGUGGGUAGCUUGGACAAGGAUAAGAAAUCGCAGGCCCAGUACUUGCAGGACAAUCCUAGCCAGUGUGCCAAGACCUUUUUGAAUUUGCUGUCGCACGUUUCCAAGGAUCAAACCAUUCAGUAUAUUCUGGUGAUGAUUGACGAUCUGCUGCAGGAGGACCGCACCCGGGUGGCGAUCUUCCACGAUUAUGCCAACAAGCGGAAGGAAAGUGUCUGGGCGCCGUUUCUCAAUCUGCUGAACCGACAGGACGGGUUCAUCGUUAACAUGGCGUCCCGGGUUGUGGGUAAGCUGGCUUGCUGGGGUCAGGAGGUGAUGCCCAAGUCGGAUCUUCACUUCUACCUGCAAUGGCUGAAGGAUCAACUGACAGUGGCUGCUCAAAAGCUGUUGAUUGAAAUUGAAGCAGCGGAGAAAAAGCGAAUCGAAGAGGCGGCGGCGGCUCACCACCACGGGCAUGGACAUCACGCUCAUCACGGUGGUCUUGGCGAACUACAGCACCAUCAGCAUCACCAGAUCCAGGAAAAAUACCGCGAGAUAUCGAGUGCCAUCGAUGAACCACGGCAGCGCCCGGCCGACGGAUCGCUGCACGUCUCGCUAACGAACAAUGAGUACAUUCAAUCGGUUGGCCGCUGCCUGCAGAUGAUGCUUCGUGUGGAUGAGUACCGUUUUGCGUUCGUCACCGUCGACGGAAUCAGUACGCUGAUUAGUAUUCUAUCCUCGCGUGUCAACUUCCAGGUCCAAUACCAACUGGUAUUCUGCUUGUGGGUGCUAACUUUCAACCCGCUGCUGGCGGAAAAGAUGAACAAAUUCAACGUGAUCCCCAUUCUGGCGGACAUUCUGAGCGACAGCGCCAAGGAGAAGGUGACUCGCAUCAUACUGGCCGUUUUCCGUAACAUGAUCGAAAAGCCGGAGGACUCCCAGGUCGCCAAGGAGCACUGCAUUGCCAUGGUGCAGUGCAAGGUCAUGAAGCAGCUGCAGAUUCUGGAGCAGCGUCGCUUCGACGACGAGGAUAUUGCGGCCGACUUGGAGUUUCUCAUCGAGAAGCUGCAGAACUCGGUGCACGAUCUGAGUUCGUUCGAUGAGUAUGCAACCGAGAUCAAGAGCGCUCGGUUGGAGUGGUCACCGGUGCACAAGUCCGCUAAGUUCUGGCGUGAAAAUGCGCAACGUUUGAACGAGAAGAACUAUGAGUUGCUUCGCAUCCUGGUCCAUUUGCUCGAAACUUCCAAGGAUCCCUUGGUACUGUCCGUCGCUAGCUAUGAUAUUGGAGAAUAUGUACGACACUACCCCAGAGGAAAGCAUGUUAUUGAACAGCUGGGAGGAAAGCAGCUAGUCAUGCAGUUGCUGGCCCACGAGGAUCCUAAUGUUCGUUACGAAGCUUUGCUGGCAGUACAGAAGCUGAUGGUCCACAAUUGGGAAUACCUUGGCAAGCAGUUGGAGAAGGAAAACGAAAAAACUCCGCAAGCGGGUUCCACAAUCAGCGGCAAAGCCUAAACCCGUAGCCCGUUUUGUUAUUCCUGUUUUCUGUUUUUCAGUUUUCUAUAUUUUAACCGCGUGCAACAGAGCAACGUUUCAUUAGUGUUUGACGAACCGCAUUCCCGUCUACGUUUGAAAGCUGUAAGUUUUGUUUCUCCGAAACAUUUUUGUUAAGUCGCUUGCAAUGAGUUAAUUGUGCAAAUGUUUAUGGCCCUCGCAAAUCGAUGGCGUUGUUUGUAUUUUAAUCAUGAUGUAUUAUUGAUCAAUCCAACAAAAAAAAAGCUUAACUAUAAAUAAUAUAGUCUAGUAUAACUUAGAGUCGGUGGACAGUGCAGUUUUUCGGUUAGCCGUCAGAUAAUGGCAAACUGCAUUCGACUUACGUGCGUAAGUGUAUAAUAAAAUGUAUUUACUAAAAUAAAUGAAUUACUAUCGUGUU